CAAAUUGGAAAAUGCAUGCAACCUAUUGACAUAAAAGUCACGGUGAUCCUGGAGGUGUGGAAGCGUGGCUGCGCCAGCAUGACCUACAGGUGGGGCACUCUGGUCAUGAAGAGGCAGUUUGAGGAGCCCCGGCCGGGAUUCCACGGGGUCCUGGGUGUCAACUCUGUCACGGGCAGGGAGGAGCCCCUCUACUCCAGCUACAAGAGACAGUUGCGCAUUUACCUGGUCUCCCUGCCAUUCGUCUGCAUCUGUCUCUAUUUCUCCCUGUACGUCAUGAUGAUUUACUUCGACAUGGAGACCUGGGCCUUGGCUCUGCAUGACAGCAGCGAGUCGGAGUGGACCAGCGUCUUGCUGUACGUGCCCAGCAUCAUCUAUGCCAUCGUGAUCGAGAUCAUGAACCGCCUCUACCGCUACGCCGCCGAGUUCUUGACUUCCUGGGAGAGUCACAGAUUGGAGUCUGCCUACCAGAAUCAUCUGGUUCUGAAAGUCUUGGUGUUCAACUUUCUCAAUUGCUUCGCUUCGCUCUUCUACAUUGCCUUUGUCCUGAAGGAUAUGAAGCUUUUGCGACAGAGUUUGGCCACUCUCCUGAUCACCUCUCAGAUCCUUAACCAGAUUGUGGAAUCGCUUCUCCCUUAUUGGCUGCAAAGGAAGCACGGCGUGCGGGCGAGGAGGAAGGUGCAGGCUCUCAAGGCAGACGUCGAUACCACCCUCUAUGAACAAGUCAUCCUGGAAAAAGAAAUGGGAACUUACUUGGGCACCUUCAACGAUUACUUGGAGCUGUUUCUGCAGUUUGGCUACGUGAGCCUUUUCUCCUGCGUCUACCCACUAGCAGCUGCCUUUGCUGUGUUAAAUAACUUCACGGAAGUCAAUUCAGAUGCCUUAAAGAUGUGCAGGGUCUUCAAACGUCCAUUCGCAGAACCUUCGGCCAAUAUCGGCGUAUGGCAGUUGGCUUUUGAGACCAUGAGUGUUAUCUCUGUGGUCACUAACUGUGCUCUGAUUGGAAUGUCGCCGCAAGUGAAUGCCCUCUUCCCAGAGUCAAAGACGGACCUCAUUUUGAUUGUGGUGGCAGUGGAGCAUGCCCUCCUGGCUUUGAAGUUCAUACUCGCGUUUGCCAAACCUGAUAAGCCCCGGCAUAUCCAGAUGAAACUGGCCAGGCUGGAAUUCGAGUCGUUGGAGGCGCUCAAGCAGCAGCAAAUGAAGCUCGUGGCCGAGAACCUGAAGGAGGAACCCCGGGAAUCUGGGAAGGAGAAGCCGAGCUGAGCGCAGGCCGCCCCGUCUGCCCCAGGCCUCUGCCUGCGGUCAGCUGGUGCCUGUGAGGGCAGGGGUGGUCCCCAGGACAGCGUGGAGGCCAAGUGUGGCCACCACAUGGCUGGCGCCCUCCGCACUCUGCCACGUCCUGGCUCAGAGCGGGUAGAAGAGGGCAGUCAUCCCCCCUCCCCCACACCCCCACCUUGCACACCCCUCUUCUGCCGCGUCACUUUGUCCAAAGCCACUGCUGGGUCAGGGUCACCAGCUCUCCACGUUGUCCUCACAGAAGGCGAUGGCUGCUCCCGACCCCACCACAGCCCAGGGAUUGUGGCAAGGUGGUGCCUGUGUGCCAUGCCCGUCACAGGAGCCAUGGGGGCGGGGGGCCUGCCGACCCUGCGCCAAGAGUGACCGAGGUGUCCCCCGCGGCUCGGCCUCGGCGCGUUCUGUCCUGCGAUGUGUUAACAGACUCCUCACCAGCACAAACGCUGGUGGCUGAGCCAUUAAAGCCUGUGCCUCUCUGGAAAAAAAAAAAAAAAACA
Messenger RNA from Oryctolagus cuniculus (rabbit), 1787 nucleotides. The record is from RefSeq and is a predicted model, not a curated record. NCBI's taxonomy places the organism in Eukaryota, Metazoa, Chordata, Mammalia, Lagomorpha, Leporidae.